AAAAAAAAAAAGAAAAAGAAGGGAAAUGUAAGCGAAGUAUUAGGCAAUCAUACGUGGGACCCGGCACCGUUUCCUCUAUCAGUACAGCUAAUAUUUCAGCACCUUUUGUCACGCUGGCAAUCUCUAUACCAUAGCAUGCCUCAAUUAAAUCCUCACCUUCUCUCUCGCUUUCUCCCUAUCUUUGGUUUGAGGAUCUUAUUAUUUCUAAUUUAAUACUCUUUUUCUCCUUUAUCUCUCCCCUUUCAGACAUACAUUUUUCAUUUUCCAACCAAGAACCUUUCCUCUUUUUUUUUUCUAUUUUAUGCUUCACUGUAUGAUGAGCUUUUGCAAGAAAAGUGUUCACUCUUUUUUGGGUCUCACAAUACCCACGGAUUCUAAUGAUCAUACUAAUACUACUGUUGUUCAAGAAAAGCCUUCCAAAUGUCUUUUAACUAAUACUAAUGGUGGAUUAGGGUUAAUCUCUGCCACUGGUGAUUUUUGUAAAACACCCAAUAUUCUUGAAUCUGCUACUGUCAAGUCUUCCUCACCGCCGAUCAAGAAAGAUCCCGGUGGGAUUGGAUUUCUUGAUGAUGUUGGUGGUGGUGUUAAUGGUUUGAUGUCUUGCACUGAAAGUUUAGGAUUUGAAAGUUGCGAUGAAAGAAGAGUUGAUGAUGAGAUUGACGAGUUAUUAUCAGCGAGAACCGAUAAGGUUAAAUGGAGAAAGAUUGGAGAAAGAAGAAGAGAGGUAAAGAAAUUUCCACCUCCUAUUUCUUCUUUAAAUCAUAAUGGCCAACCGUGUUUCUUUCUCCGCCCGGUGAGAAAAGAUGGCAGGCUCGAGUUAACGGAGGUUAGGAUUGAUAGGCCGGAAAUUUUACGUGCUCACAGGGAAGAUGGACGGUUGAGAUUGCAUCUUAUCAGAGACGAUGAAGAUUUAGAGGAUAUUAAUGAAGAAAAACAACCAGUUCAAGAACAAGAAGAAGAAGAAGAAGAGGAGGAGGUUCAAGAAGAAGAAGAAGAAGAAGAGGAGGAGGAGGAGAGAGAAGGUGACGAAUGGAGGUUUCCGGUGAACGGAGAGGGACUUAGGAGGUGUCAUGAGGUAGCGACACAACCUCAUCAUCAUCAUCAUCAUCAUCAUAAUCAUCACAACCAUAAUUUGCAUGUGUGGAGACAGCACUGCGUAACGACAAGUUAAAGAAAGAAAAAAAAAAAGGUCUCACGUGAGGUGUCAAAAAGAUACAAAAGAAAAGGGAACGGAGGUUAAGGUUUGUCUGUAUUUUCGUUUUUCAUUUUUGGAUUUUGCAGUAGAUAUUUAUCAUUUGCCAGUACUGCAAGUGCAAAGCACCAGCUGAAUCAAUUUCUCGAGAGAAUCAAGAUCAAGAAUAGUUUGAUUGGUAUUUGGUAACGGUGAUGAUGAUUGAUGUAUGGAUGAUUGAUCAUAAUGGUGGGACAAUGGACAUUAUUAUUCUUAGAAUUUGACAGAAAUUGAAGGGCCUGCAUGUAUAAAUGUCGGGUUUUGGGCAACAGUAACACACAGACAUACAGAGUGAGUGUGAGAGUGAGAGAGUUUUCCAAAAUUUAGAAGUUUGGGUGAUAUGGAUAUGGGAAAUAGGAGGAUUAGUAGUUUUGGUGUUCAUAAUAAUUGGGAAAUGUCAAACCAAAUAAAAAAAAUUGCAUCUCUGUGGGAAUUGAUUUCUGUAUAUCUAGUGAUUAAUUUUGUACUUCUCAGUUCUCACCAAAAAAAAAAAAAAGGAAGAAUAAUGAUAUGUGCUUACGUACUGCUUGUGCAA
This is a messenger RNA of Jatropha curcas, 1766 nucleotides long. RefSeq names its product FANTASTIC four-like protein (DUF3049). The record is from RefSeq and is a predicted model, not a curated record. Lineage: Eukaryota; Viridiplantae; Streptophyta; Magnoliopsida; Malpighiales; Euphorbiaceae.